Messenger RNA from Durusdinium trenchii, 917 nucleotides. Lineage: Eukaryota; Dinophyceae; Suessiales; Symbiodiniaceae. The record is from the annotation of a GenBank genome assembly.
CCCCCUGUUGCAGGGCCCUUUGCAGUCACCAGAGUCUCUCGAAUCUUCGGCUUGCCAUGGCGAAGCCGGACGAAGAAAAGCUUCGUGAAGAGUUGAAGGUGCUUUUGCAAGCCCAGGCCGAAUGGGCCGAGGAGCUCCAAGAGCUUUCGCUCCGUCGAGAUGCCAUGAUGCAGAAGGCCCAAGCGGCCGAGGCCGCCGUGGAGGCCGAGCGCCAGGCGAUGGAUGACUUGGAACGGGAGUGCCACAGCUUUGACUUGCGGAAAAGGCAAGCGAACGAGGAGGAAGCCAACUCCCAGAGCUUGGCCGAGAACAUCUCCGCCGAAUUGCAGACCUUUGGACCCGCGAACAUCUCGACGGAGUCGAGGAAAGGUGGCAAAGGUGGGAAGAAUGGCAAGGGCAAAGGAAAGGCCAUUGUGGUGUCGCCUCCUGCUGCCCUACAGGAGGAGAUUGCUAGCUUGCGAGCACAAGUAGCGCAAGAGCGUCAGCGAGCAGCACAGGAGGAUGAGGCGCAAGAGAGAGCAACACGUGCACGGGUGGAGGAACAGUGCAUGUUGUUGAGGGCCCUCAUCGACAUGGUCACCGGCUCCGGAGAGCUCUCAAAGGCGGACACCUUCAACUUGGUGCAGCAGCUCUCCCGUGUGCCACGCCUCAGCGAGGAACAUCCGGAUGCUUGGUCCCUUCUGGCCCAGCAAGCCGAACGGAAUGGCGUGGCCCGCCGAGAGCUCUUGGAAUGCUGCAACCAGGAGUUGCGGCGCCGCCAGCGCAGUGUGCACGAGCUGCUGGAUGAGGACUUCCUUCCGCGGCUCCUGGACACGCUGAAAGGCGAUGGCAUUGUGGAGGGCUAUGAGCGGCCUCAGACUGGUUUAGCGGACCGGCUGAGGGACGAACUCCUGAAACGCUGAGGAACCAAAGGCGGA